Messenger RNA from Sabethes cyaneus, 1819 nucleotides. RefSeq names its product 3-phosphoinositide-dependent protein kinase 1 (gene Pdk1). Gene Ontology annotation, molecular function: protein serine/threonine kinase activity; ATP binding. Gene Ontology annotation, biological process: intracellular signal transduction; peptidyl-serine phosphorylation. The record is from RefSeq and is a predicted model, not a curated record. The coding region runs from base 251 to 1774 and encodes 507 amino acids. NCBI's taxonomy places the organism in Eukaryota, Metazoa, Arthropoda, Insecta, Diptera, Culicidae. The transcript is spliced from 5 exons.
UCGGAUUUGCUUAUAAAAAUGUUUGGAUUUACGUAUAAUAAUAAUCGAAGUGCAUUUUACUGUAGUCUUGUGUGAAUUACUAUGUUAUUAGCAGCAUUUUUUUCUUUAAAUUUAUGUUGAAUUUGUAUGAGAGUAUUUCAAACUGAAUUUUAAUAAGGUUAAAGCAUGGAUGUUAAGAUCUAACUGCACUAAGUACAAGAGCACAGCUUCUUAACAGCGUCCAUGUUGUUGGAAUUCAUCAGCUGCCAAAAUGGGUACCAGCUCACAAGUGCAAAACAAGCUCAUCAACAGUAAUCGCUCCAGGCGCAAUGCAAACGAUUUUAUAUUCGGAAAACUAAUCGGAGAAGGCAGCUUCAGCGUAGUGUAUCUAGCAAAGGAUAUUCACACAUCGAAGGAAUAUGCCAUUAAGGUGUGUGAAAAGCAGCUUAUCGUGCGGGAAAAAAAACAGGAAUAUGUGAAGCGUGAACGUGAAGCUCUAAAUAUUCUAAGCGGAUCACAAGGAUUUUUAAGUCUGUACUGUACUUUUCAAGACACCAGCAAACUGUAUUUUGUUAUGACUUAUGCAAAAAAUGGAACCCUAUUACAAUUGUUGGAAAAAGCCAAGAUUUUUGAUACUGCAGCUGUAAAAUUUUAUUCUGCAGAAAUCUUAUUGGCCAUCGAACAGAUGCAUAACAAUAAUAUUAUACACCGGGAUUUGAAACCAGAAAAUAUAUUACUAGAUGAAAAUUUUCAUACUAUGAUAGCAGAUUUCGGUUCAGCCCGUAUUGGAGACACAGAAAUAGACUAUAAUAGCAGUAAUGAUAGUGAAAAAGAAAAAUCUGAUUCGGAUUCAGAUGAAGGAAAAAAGUGUCAGAAAUAUUUGAAACACAAACGGGGCAGCUUUGUUGGUACAGCGCAGUAUGUAUCGCCAGAAAUAAUAAAAGGAAAGCCCUCAAAUAGAGCUUCAGAUCUCUGGUCGCUGGGAUGUAUUAUUUAUCAGUUGGUAGCAGGUGUUCCACCUUUUCGUGGGCCAAACGAUUAUUUAAUUUUUCAAAAAAUUACCAAAUUGGAAUUAGAAUUUUCCAGUGAUUUUGACGAUGGAGCAAAGGACUUAGUCUCAAAAUUGUUAGUUCUAGACCCAAAAAAUAGGUUAGGUGCGGAGGACAAUUUACCUUACGCUAGCAUACGGAAUCAUUACUUUUUUGAAAAAAUGGAUUUUCCUGGCAUACGCAAUGCGAUUCCGCCGAUUGUACAUUCAUCAAGCAGCAGAGUAGAUACCAAGGAUGAUUAUGAAAAUGAUGGAUUUAAUUUUCCAGAUCACAUAACACCAGGUCUAGAUGAUAAACACUUAACUAGACUGAUGGGUUUAGAACUUGGAGCAUCUCCUGAUGUAGCAGGCUCAUCAUCGAGAGUUAAAAGUUUAAAUAAUAUAGGUGACAUUGAUAGAAUAUCUAAAUUAGAAAAACAAAAAUCCGACCCAUGGAACCAGUUUGUAGAAGGCGAAAUGAUUCUGAAACAGGGGUUUGUAAAUAAACGUAAAGGAGCCCUCUAUGUACCGAGACGGCGAAUGUUACUACUCACUGCAGGACCCCGAUUAAUUUAUGUAGAUCCAGUGCAGAUGGUAAAAAAAGGCGAGAUCCCUUGGAGUGAAGAACUAAGAGUUGAGGCAAAAAAUUUCAAAAUUUUUUUUGUGCAUACGCCUCAUCGAACAUAUUACUUAGAAGAUCCACAAGGAUACGCGUUGAAGUGGUGUCAAGCAAUAAAAGAAACUUACGAUAAAAAGUAUGGAAAAUAAGUGUAGUUUUUUUUUUCAUUUUUACAAAACAUAUAAUAUAAUAGG